Molecule: messenger RNA, 828 nt
Organism: Nerophis lumbriciformis (worm pipefish)
Lineage: Eukaryota; Metazoa; Chordata; Actinopteri; Syngnathiformes; Syngnathidae
Source: RefSeq, a predicted model, not a curated record
AUGGGGAGUUUAAUUUCUCGCCGUGACGGCAGCAGACCGUCGACUGGGGCCGAGAGGCAGAGCGGGACAUGCGGGCGGCAAACUGACGAGACGCCGCCAGACUCCGACGACGACUCCUUGGAUGGGCUCGUCAGGAGGGAAGACAUAGCCCAGUUUCCAUAUGUCGAGUUCACUGGCAGAGACAGCAUUACGUGUCCGGCUUGUCAAGGAAGUGGACGCAUCCCCUCAGGUCAAGUCAAUGAACUGGUUGCACUAAUCCCAUAUACCGAUCAAAGGUUGCAGCCUCAAAGAACCAAGCUCUACGUGGUUCUGUCCGUUGUGCUGUGUUUCCUUGCCUCCAUGCUGGUGGCUUUCUUCCUUUUUCCACGUUCGGUUAUUGUGGUGGAUGACGGGAUACGCGUGGUGACGGUGCGCUUCGACCCUGCUAGCUUUAACAUCCAGAUGAACUUGACGAGCACACUGAACUUCAGCAACCCAAACUUUUUCUCAGUACUGGUACAAAGUGUCAGCUGUCAGGUGCUAUACAUGAAGAAUGUGAUCGGUACGCAUCUGCUUAAUAACGUUACCACCAUCCUACCACUUAGCGAGCGUCAGGUGAACUAUACAGUCAGCGUGGAGAUUGGCAGCAGUGCACCGUACGUCUAUGCCUUUUGCACCAUGCGCAGCAUCAAAGUCCACAACAUCCUUGUUUUUAUGCAAACCUCCGUGAAAACCUCACAGAUGGUACGAUCGUCCCAGAACAGCCUGGAGGCAUACCACUAUGUCGACUGUGGCUCUAACACAACGUACCGGCACUGGCACUCCUUCUCGACCCGCAGCCGGGUCUAA